Messenger RNA from Pteronotus mesoamericanus, 3639 nucleotides. It is a transcript of the gene WIPF3, whose product is annotated as WAS/WASL interacting protein family member 3. The annotation marks the transcript as partial. Gene Ontology annotation, molecular function: actin binding. Lineage: Eukaryota; Metazoa; Chordata; Mammalia; Chiroptera; Mormoopidae. The record is from RefSeq and is a predicted model, not a curated record. The transcript is spliced from 8 exons.
UCUCCCCCUUUUUCUCCUCCUCCUCCUCCUUCUCCUCCUCCUCCUCCUCCUUCUCCUCCUCCUUCUCCUCCUCCUCCUCCUCCUUCUCCUCCUCCGGUAAGUACCGACACUUCCAGCUUGAGGAAGACAGAUCCCAAAGGUCGGAGUGCACUGUUGGCUGAUAUCCAGCAAGGAACUCGCCUACGGAAAGUCACGCAGAUCAAUGACCGCAGUGCCCCGCAGAUCGAGAGUUCUAAAGGCACCAACAAAGAAGGAGGGAGUUCUGCAAACUCUCAAAGAGCGAGCACGCCCCCAGCCCUGGGAGGUCUGUUUGCUGGUGGCUUUCCUGUGUUGCGACCAGCAGGCCAGAGGGAUGCAGCAGGUGGGAAGACAGGGCAGGCCCCUGGCUCCCGAGCGCCUUCUCCCCGGCUUCCCACCAAAUCUAUCAGCGGGCCGCUGAACCCCCCAGCGUCUCCCAGGCUCGCCAAUGCCUUGGAGGCGCACAGCAGGACGGUCCCUCCUCGCCCCAGCGUGCCGGCCCCACCUCCUCCCACCCCGCCCCCGCCGCCCCCGCCCUUGCCCCCACCCCUGCCCUCUUCCUCCUCCAUCAAAGCUCCCCUAGGGUCCCCACCUGGCUCACAGACCAAGGGGAAUAACGCCCUGGUAGGGGUGCCCCCUCUGCCCUCCACACCUCCCCCUCCGCCCCCUCCCCCCACUCCGCCCCCACUGCCGCAGAACCCCAUUCUCAGUGACAAGGCGGUGAAGCCUCAGCCAGCCCCCUUGCACUUGUCACCCAUCCCGCCCCCACUGCCUCUCCUCCCGCCUUGUGGGUACCCCGGGCUCAAUGCGGAUGCUGCCAGCCCCACCGAAGAUGCUCCGGAGCCCGCUGCCCCGCCGCCCCCACCGCCGCCACCCCCACCCCCGCCACCACCACUCCCCCUUUAUGCCUCCUGCACCCCAAGGUCCUUGGUGCCUGUGCCCCCUAUGCCAGGCGCUAACAGCAGCAGUGAAGCCCCACCUCCACUGCCCCCCAAGUCCCCCAGCUUCCACCUGCAGCCACCUAAGCCCAGCGUGCCGGCCUUGCCCGCUCCACCCGUCCCACCCGCCCCUCCCGGGUCGCAGCCGUUCCUGCAGAAGAAGAGGCCCGGCCGAGGCCCAGGCACCGGUGGGGGGAAGCUAAACCCACCCCCGGCACCCCCUGCGAGAUCACCCACCACAGAGCUUUCAAGCAGGAGCCAGCAGGCCCCAGGCUGGACCCAGACACAGCCGCCCGGGGGCCAGCUGCGGAACGGGAGCCUGCACAUCAUCGAUGACUUCGAGUCUAAAUUCACGUUCCACUCCGUGGAAGACUUUCCUCCUCCAGAUGAAUAUAAACCAUGCCAGAAGAUUUACCCCAGCAAGAUCCCCAGAAGCCGGACACCUGGUCCCUGGCUCCACGCCGAGGCUGCUGGGCAGAGCUCCGAUGACAUCAAAGGCAGAAAUGCUCAGUUAUCGCUGAAGACUCUGCGGUGAGAAGACCGAGGAAGCCAGUGGCCUGAGAGCAGCUGAGGCUCCCCGCCAUGGGCCAGGCCUCCCUGGGAGGCCGCGUCUGACCUCCCCACACUCAACUUGUAACUCAGUUGACAUGCAGGCGCUGAAUGGAGCGUUUGUUUAUUGUACAUAUGUGGUUUGCGCAGGCUUUAUGUCAGUAUCGUAGUCAACUGUUAUUUUUUAAAAAACCAUACUGUUUCUCCCUUGUUAAAAAUGCAUCUUGAUGUCCGUCUAUCAGUGCAGAUAGAGCCCUGUCCCCAUCCCAUAGUGUCCAUCCCAUGACUGUAAAUAUGCGCACAGGCUGACCCUUCCUAGAUUUGGAACUGUUUUUAGAAGAUUCCUUGGUUUGCGGGUAGUCUCAAAGUCGCAGCAGCCACAGCGGCUUCUUAUUGGCAUGAUUUUAUAUUCUCAGCGCACAAACUGCAGAAUCAAACCAAAUAAUGCCUUAUAAAUGACACAGCUCAGAGAGACUAGUGUGUCCCCAUACCCAGACAAUGCCACGCAGCCUCCAGCGAACGAGAUGCAACAUCUCGUUCCCGUUUUGCAGUACAGGGAUUUUUUUUUUUUCUGCCUAAUGUAAAUAUAACGAAAAGUCAAGGCAGGAGUGGGCUUGGCCCCUUUUGUAACUGAAUGAUCCUACAAGUAGCCAAUGCUCUGUUUACAGUGGCCUUCGUGCCCAAGUCCCCGAGACUUUUCCUCCUGGUCCCUUCCAAGUUCCCAGCCCUAUCCUGGCAGCCAGGAUGAGAGGGGCUGAGCUUUAUGAGAUUUUGGUAUUUUCCCUGCAAGUUAGAAACCUACAUAACUCGUUAUUAAAUUACUAAUUCUAUCACAGAGGUCUUUUUCCCCCCUCCCGAGUGCAGGAUUUCUACAGCAAGGUAAAAUGUAGACCAAAACAUACUAUGAAAUAUCUGCCUCAAAUACCUGGUGCCCCACCCCCAGCCUUGGGCAACCUGGAACCACCCACCAGGCAAGACCUGGCUCCCUUUGGAGCUGAACAAUCUCACUGGCCUGAGAGCCCCCGGUCCCUGCAGCGGACACCUCCGAGGGGUGGGGGAGUAGGGUCCAAGUUCAGCCAGCCCUGAAUAUGGAGCAGGCCGGGACGGGCUCUGAGUGCUGCUCACACCCUUCGUCUGCAGCUGGCGAGGGGAGGGAAGUGUGUUUUUGCUUGUCGCCCAGCCCCAAAUGCUCCGCAUCCUAGGAGAGGAAGGCUGUGACAGAGGAAGGACAGAAAAUAGAAGGAAACAGACUGAUCCCUGGUCUGUUAUCAAAAAGCUGCCGAUUAAAGGAAACCAGGCAGGGAGAGCAGUGCAUAUGUGUCCUUCGGAGCCUCUGAGGCGCUCACAGCUCGAGGCCAUCACGCCCUGUCCUAGCCGUCCCACACAGGUAGACAGGAGCAGGGUUCUGGCAACGCUGGCCUCACACACCUGCCUGUGGUCUGCAGUGAAGACUAAGAGGCCACCCGGCAUUGUUGCCGCCGCCGCCGCCUCACACAGAGAAGCAAGUGAGCAAGGUCAAGUUCCCUUCUCCCUGGAAUAAAUCAAGCCAAACUGACAGCUAAAUCAAUGGAAAAGAAGUUUCUCCAGGUCACCCGCUCUGGGCAUAGCUGAUUUGUUUCAUAGGUUCUGGGAGGCUUCCGAAAGGUCAGAAUUUCUUUAUUUUAAUGGUAACCACUCCGCCUCCCUCCCAGCUGUACAAAGUAAUUACAAAGGAUUUAAUGAUCAUGGGUAAGAAGGCCCUAGACAACAGCAGUUGCACCCGAGCGUGCUCUGCCUGCCCCAAAGAGGCACUGCACGCUCUUGGUCUGCACCACUAGGAUAGAAAUGAAAGAUAAAACCAUUCAAGGACCGAGAGCAGGAAUGAGCAGAAACCAAACAUCGCCAUUAGGGAGGAACCUGGCGUCGCGUCUCUCCUUGAGACCCAUCACUGGGUUCAGGCCCUUUGAACUCGCAGGACAAAAGUUGAGCCCUGACUGUAAGCUCACACAGAGACCUCCAAGCCCCAGGCCCCCCUCCCCACCCCCCAACAAGGACACUGUCUCUGCCCCCCAGGGUUUCACACGUGUUUUAUAUUUCUCAAUGUUCCCCCUACAGAUUCAUUUCUCUGUACCUAAUAAACUGUCAUAAGUGGAAA